UAUCCUCAACAUGUUCAAAGCUGGUUUGAUUUUCUGUAUAAUCGUCGUUGCUGGACUUAUUGCAACUAGUUCAGCUGAUGAUAAUUCUAAUAAACUUAAUUUAAUUCGUAGAUCAGAAGUGGAUGCUCAUUCAGACAAUGAAUAUAUGCCAUUAACGGAACGUUUUGCAAUUUUGCCGCCUAAAAAGAGGAAGUACCUUCCUGGUUCUUUGAGUUUACUCAGCAAGAGAGAGAAAGAACUUAUUGGAACUAGUUCAGCUGAUGAUAAUUCUAAUAAACUUAAUUUAAUUCGUAGAUCAGAGGCGGAUGCUCAUUCAGAUGAUGAAUAUAUGUCUUUAACGGAACGUUCUGCAAUUUUGCCGCCUAAAAAGAGGAAGUACCUUCCUGGUUCUUUGAGUUUACUCAGCAAAAGAGAGAAAGGACGAUUGCUAUCUACUGAGUCUCGUUAACCCCUGUAAACUGAAAAUGAUGUUGCUGUCAAAACAUUUCAGGAACAUAAUAACAAAUGCCGUCUACAAAUAUUGGAAUUAAACACUUAAAUGAUUUUUCUGUACUUGGUUGAACGAAAAUUACUUAAAAAUUUAUUGAUAAAAAUCUCUGUAAAUGAAAUGAUUUCAACUGAAUAAAACUUAUUGAAAUA
Octopus sinensis (East Asian common octopus) is the source of this 639-nucleotide messenger RNA. Its product is annotated as tachykinin-2-like. The transcript is spliced from 3 exons. The record is from RefSeq and is a predicted model, not a curated record. The coding region runs from base 11 to 448 and encodes 145 amino acids. Lineage: Eukaryota; Metazoa; Mollusca; Cephalopoda; Octopoda; Octopodidae.